Biomphalaria glabrata is the source of this 643-nucleotide messenger RNA. RefSeq lists its product as uncharacterized. The record is from RefSeq and is a predicted model, not a curated record. The coding region runs from base 230 to 556 and encodes 108 amino acids. Lineage: Eukaryota; Metazoa; Mollusca; Gastropoda; Planorbidae. The transcript has 5 exons.
UUAGGAUAAGAUGUGGCUGAAGUUUUGUGCGAUUUAUUUACGCCAUUCACUUGUGGAUUAAUUGUAGAUAAAAUUGAACACCAAAUGUGUGUACGCCUCUGAGAUCAUCGCGGGAAUCGAUUACAAAUCGUAAGCUAAAGUGUACAAGUCUGAUGAAACUUACAGGCAGCCCAUUUCUGAUACCACACUGAUUCUUUGUAACUCAUCACAGGUGAAUCACAUCAACAACAUGAUAGCCCGAAGCUUGUUACUCUUGCUUCUUUACCUUAUGCUUUUGGCUUGUUGUACCGAUGGGUGCCCAACGAAAACAGGGGAAAAAUAUGAAGCUCUAUUUUUAGACAAGAUAAUGAAGGCUUGGAAAUUGGACAGCCAAUUACGAGAGCACAUACUUGACGACUCUAGAUAUAUAAAUCUGAGAAGAAAAGUGUAUCAUGCUCUAAAGUUUGUUUUGAUGCCAAAGAUGUUGGAAAAAAUUGACUAUUUGGAGGCAGAAAAAAGAAAGAAAGCGCUACUAAAAAUAUGUGCUACUUGUCCGUGGAUUUUUGACAAGCGCUAAGAGCCUUCCUGAAUAAUUGUUUCACUUCAGUACCUAGAUCAACUGUUGUUGUUUUUAAUUUCACUAAAUAAAAAAAACUAAAAGAUA